GUGACGUUCCAGGGCGUCCCCGUCUAUCAUGUCCCCGACAUCGCGGAGGACAUGUCCACCCUCCUUCGGGCGAUCUACGACGGCCGAAAGUGCAGCCAGGCCCCCCACAUCCGGUUCAGCGUCCUCUCCGCGCUCAUGCGCCUCGGCCACAAAUACGCCCUCACAGACAUCGUCGCCGAUGCCACCGCCCACCUCGAGGACUACUUCACCUCCUGCCUCCACACCUGGCUCCAGCGCAGCAGCGGCACGCACCCUGCGAAAUUCUGCCUCUCAGACAAAGACAGAGCCGCAGGGGCCGCCUUCGAGGCUGUCAACCUCGCGCGGCUCACCGGCCAGCACGCGCUGCUGCCCCUCGCGCUCUACUACGCCUGCCAGCACUCCCCCGAGGAGAUC
Messenger RNA from Trametes versicolor FP-101664 SS1, 393 nucleotides. RefSeq lists its product as uncharacterized. The transcript is spliced from 2 exons. The record is from RefSeq and is a predicted model, not a curated record. Lineage: Eukaryota; Fungi; Basidiomycota; Agaricomycetes; Polyporales; Polyporaceae. The annotation marks the transcript as partial.